CAGCUGGGAAGCACUGAAGAUGACUGACGGCUCUUUGUGGAGUACAGACAAUUCAAAACACUUGUAGACGGGCCCAAAAGCCAUGACUUGCAUACACCCCCAGCAUGGAUCUCAGCUCUAUGAGAACAGCCUUGGCAGCUCGGAGCUCCAGAGCACAGACUUUAUCUCCAGGCUGGCUGUAAAUAUGAGCAACCCACGGGACCGCCUCUCUGCUCCAUCCCUGCCAAGCAUCAACUCCCUGGUGGACACUCACACCGGCGACUUUGAUGCAUAUUCAUGUCAGUUUACUGCAGCCCCUGCCCAUGUGACCCCGUCGUCUGGCCAGGAGACCCCCUUCAAGCUGGAUGACCUUCAGGUGUAUGGCUGCUACCCUGGAGCGUUCACGCUGAGUUACCCGGAUGAGGCUGUGUCCCCUUGUGGGUCAGAUUAUUUUGGCAGCCCUGCAUCAGCCUCGUCUCCUUCAACCCCCCGGUUCCAGAGUCAGCAUGCGUCCAACUGGGACUCAGCCUUCGGGCCUUACUCACCCAGUCCAGGAUACUGGGCGGCAGAGGACACCUCAGUGCCACAAGAGCCCACUUUCUUCAAUUUCAGUUCUGUGGAGGACAUGUCUCACUUGGGUCAAACGCACUUACAAGAGCAGGAUCCUUUCACUUUGACCCACCCUCAAACGUCUGCACUGACCUUCCCUGCCUUGGCGAUGGAGCAAGCCGGCAUUCUCAAUGGCACUGACCAGCUGGAUGGGAGCUUAUCACCCAAAUUGAAAAGUCCCAGUGGAAAUGAGGGCUGCUGUGCUGUGUGUGGGGACAACGCCUCCUGUCAGCACUAUGGGGUUCGCACCUGUGAGGGAUGCAAAGGGUUUUUCAAGCGUACAGUACAAAAAAAUUCCAAGUAUGUUUGCCUCGCCAACAAAGACUGUCCUGUAGACAAGAGGAGGCGGAAUCGAUGUCAGUUCUGCCGUUUCCAAAAGUGUCUAGUCGUGGGCAUGGUGAGGGAAGUUGUGAGAACGGACAGCCUGAAAGGACGAAGAGGUCGCCUACCUUCAAAGCCUAAAGUGGUCCAGGAUGUUGUGACAACCACUGUUUCUCCAGUGAGCAUGAUAGCGUCACUUGUGAGGGCCCACAUUGACACAAAUCCCGCCAUUGGGAAACUGGAUUACUCCAAGUUUGGUGAGACCAAAGUCAGUCCGAACCAGAAAGUUGACGCAAGUGACAUCAAACAGUUUUACGACUUACUCACAUCCUCAUUGGAGGCCAUCAGGAAGUGGGCGAAGAGCAUCCCAGGUUUCUCUGAGUUCUGCUCAGAAGACCAGGAAAUGCUGCUGGAAUCUGCGUUUAUCGAACUCUUCAUCUUGCGUCUUGCUUAUCGUUCCAAUCCUGAGAUGGACACGCUCAUCUUCUGCAAUGGGGCCGUGCUUCACAAAACGCAGUGUGUCCAAGGCUUUGGUGACUGGAUCGACUCCAUUUUGGAGUUUUCUCGAAGUCUCCAUCGCAUGAAGCUAGACGUUUCCUCCUGCUCCUGUCUAGCAGCCCUGGUCAUAAUCACUGAUCGACAUGGUCUAAAGGAGCCAAAACGAGUAGAGGACUUGCAGAACCAACUCAUCACUUGCCUUAAAGAUCACAUCUCUGGCUGUGGCCCAGACUCGUUGCGGCCAAAUUAUUUGUCCAGACUUCUCGGGAAGCUGCCUGAGCUCAGGACCCUGUGCACUCAAGGCUACCAGCGUAUGUUUUACCUUAAAUUAGAAGAUCUUGUUCCUCCACCACAGAUUGUGGAGAAAAUCUUCAUGGAUACGCUUCCAUUUUGAGUGUGAGAUGGGAGAGCUGUGAUAUAUAAAAUGUGGAGUUCAUAUGAGAACCAAAGAGAACAGACUCAGGAGACUGAAGGAGAAGAAUCCUAAGGGAUUAUGCAGCUGUAGAGGAAAAGGCCUACAUCUGAGCUAUAAAGCAAAUGAGUUAUAAAACUUGCAGAAGCAACAUGUAGGUGGAGCAGUCACAAAAUGCUCUUCCUAGUUUGUUUUUCAAGCAAAUUGUGUACUCUGCAAACGGGCCACCUCAUGGACCAAAAGCUGACUGUUUACAUACAACAAUGUGCCCUAAAAAAUUUAGAUGAUUGCACUUUCCAAGCAGUUACAAAUGUAAGACAAUUGAUAUCUGCACCAUCAUUUCAAGGAUGUAAUGAGCGCAAUCAUUUUUCUUUUUUAAUAACAACCUUUCGACUGUAAAUGCAGUCUUAAAGUAUUAAAAAGGUUAUCAUAUUUCAUUUUAGAUUACAUCUUCAGGUGCUCCAGGAUGUUUUCAAUUAUUUCCCAGAACCACUCAAAUACACUUCUCAGCCUCCAAACUGAUGUUUGGUGAGUCCACACACAUCAAUGUCCAAAGCAUGAGUCCCUCAGAGCGCCAGUUUGCUUCAUAUCUAAUGCCACCAUAUGAUUUGGUGAUAGUACAGUAGGUUAAACCUACAGAAUCAUUCUGUGGCAUCAUUCAUGUAUCAUGAAUUGACAUUGUGCAGCUAUUAUACUGUGUAUCGUUUUAUACACUGGACUUGUAUGUAGAUUAUUUUUAAUCGGUUUUAAACCUGCUGGUGUUGUUGCCACAUGAACUGUAUUGUGCAGUUUGGGUAAUAUGUAAUUUGCUUGGGGUUAUUUUUACAUAAGAUGUUAUA
This is a messenger RNA of Anoplopoma fimbria (sablefish), 2658 nucleotides long. It is a transcript of the gene nr4a1, whose product is annotated as nuclear receptor subfamily 4, group A, member 1. Bases 83 to 1801 code for a protein of 572 amino acids. Gene Ontology annotation, molecular function: nuclear receptor activity; nuclear glucocorticoid receptor binding; zinc ion binding. Lineage: Eukaryota; Metazoa; Chordata; Actinopteri; Perciformes; Anoplopomatidae. Gene Ontology annotation, biological process: regulation of transcription by RNA polymerase II; cellular response to corticotropin-releasing hormone stimulus. The transcript has 7 exons. The record is from RefSeq and is a predicted model, not a curated record. Gene Ontology annotation, cellular component: transcription regulator complex; nucleus.